CGCGUUUCGGAAAAUUCAGUGGACGAACGUCCGAGCGCAGGGGAUGAGGCGGAGGGUCCCGUAAACUGCGGGAGGGAAGCGGAGAGUAACCGAUGCGCAGUGUUCUGGGGGCAGCCCACAAGUGUCGCCACAGUUCCGGCACCAACAUUGCAUGCCUACAACUUCCUAACCUGUACGUCUUUGGAAUGUGGGAGGAAACCCACGCAGACACGGGGAGAAUGUACAAACUCCUUACAGACAGUGGCCAGAAUUGAACCCGGGUCGCUGGCAUUAUGCUAACCGUUACACUACCGUGCCAGAAAACAUUGAAGCUGGACAACCAUUAAACUAUUGUGUAUAAUCUUGGUGAACACUGUGCCCCACUGCUUUCCCAAUACAGCAGAGAAGGUUGAGUCUGUUGAAGGCCUUCAAAUCUGUGGAAUCUUAUGAGAGAUGGUAAUUUCAAUUAGAGUGGGUUCAGUUGCAGAUCAAGGAGGGACUGACAUUUAUUUAAAUAUCUGAACGCCAGAGUGCAUUACCUGCUAUGGUGAUGGCACACAGUCUCUGUUACAGCUCAUUGGCACCUUCUGGCAGACAGCUGUUUCAGUCACCUGGACUGGACAUUUAUGGGAGAAAUGCAUCACAUAUGGCAGCACACAUCCAGAAUCCAAAACAGCAGUCGGAUUGUUUCAUACCAGAGUAUUGUGAUCCCACUUUACAACUGAAUGGAAGCGGCUUUAGGCAGGCAGAUGGUAUAAAUGAAAAUAUGGAUAUUGCUGUGGAGACUCCAGUAUGCAAUCCUUCGAAUGGAAUGAGAACUACUGCAAAUUAUGAACUUAAGCACAUGCCUAUGAGGAAUGAGUUUUGUUCCAGAAGGAAGCACAAGCGGGAGCAGGAGGAGGAUGAAGCUCCUGCUCAAAAGAAACGUUUAACCGAAAAGAUGCUGGAUUGCCUGGUAACUUCGGGAAACAUUUCGUGCAGCUCUUGGCCUUGCAUUCCAUAUCCCCAAGGAAAUGGGGUACCUGAUGUUGCCUCCACCUCUUGGCAGGAUGAGUCUACCUCACAGGAAUUUAGGGUGGUGGAGAACAAAGAGAGCUGCAUGGAGGUGAAAACUGAUCCAAACCAAAUCGGACUGGAAAGGUUGAAGGAGAUCGAAAAUCGGCUCGUUUCGAGAGAUGAUCCAGAAGUUGACGCAGUUGAGAUUUCAGAUAUGCCAGUGCUGGUCUUGUCUGAUUCCCUCCGAGAAGAGCUGAGACAUGGUCUGGAAGAAGUUUUGCCUCAUACAAUAAUGGAAUCCCUGAAUCGUCCAUGCAUGGAACUUGUUCUGUGGAGACCCCCAUGUGAGCCUCUUUCAGAUAAACUUGCAGCAUUAACAGAGCAAAGGAAGUCCAAGCAUAGGGAGCUCCAGUGUGAUCCUGAUUUAUACAAGAGCACAAAACUGGAUUCAUCCUUAAUGUGUGGUGAUAUGAAUCAAACCAGCACACCUGAAGAGGACAUGGAGCUUUAGAGGCAACUUGCAGCACAGAUCUGUGGGGUAAAAGCAUUGUAACUUGCAGAGAAUCUCCAUCAGCUGGGAAUGGAGUAUUUUGUUAAAGUUUAAAAGAUUUUAAGUGACACUGAGGUUUUGAUGCCCCCACUGUUCUUGCAUAAAUCAAACACUGAAACUAGUCAUUGCUGCAGUCUAUAUUGUGUCUGUGACUGCACAUGGAUAUCCUUUCUACAUAUAUUUUUAAGUCUGUUCUUAUUGCAGCCAAUUUAUCUCUGAUCUGAGAUCUGGAAUAAUCAGCCAUAGGCUGUCCAUUGUCAAAUAUUUACCUGUGGUUAGUUUUGAGAAAAUAAGUGCCGUAAUUUAUAAUGCUCUUGAAAUGCUGUUUGUUUUCUAUGUAUUACAUGAAGAGAUAGGGAACUGGUAGAAGCAUUCCAAGGAGUGUUCAAGAGAUUUGUAUGUUAUAUGGAUGUACAUUGAAGCAUUGUUUGACUCUUGGCUGAAAGUUUUAACUAUGAACUUAUUUGGUAUUGAACUCAAAAUACAGACUAGGUUUUCUUGCGCUAUGACAAAUGGAGAGAAAACUAAAUAAAACUUGA
Molecule: messenger RNA, 2064 nt
Organism: Pristis pectinata (smalltooth sawfish)
Lineage: Eukaryota; Metazoa; Chordata; Chondrichthyes; Rhinopristiformes; Pristidae
Gene: ccdc117
Product: coiled-coil domain containing 117
Exons: 7
Coding region: 524-1486 (320 amino acids)
Source: RefSeq, a predicted model, not a curated record